Gekko japonicus is the source of this 2427-nucleotide messenger RNA. RefSeq names its product homeobox C8 (gene HOXC8). NCBI's taxonomy places the organism in Eukaryota, Metazoa, Chordata, Lepidosauria, Squamata, Gekkonidae. Gene Ontology annotation, molecular function: RNA polymerase II transcription regulatory region sequence-specific DNA binding; DNA-binding transcription factor activity, RNA polymerase II-specific. Gene Ontology annotation, biological process: regulation of transcription by RNA polymerase II. The transcript has 2 exons. Gene Ontology annotation, cellular component: nucleus. The coding region runs from base 405 to 1133 and encodes 242 amino acids. The record is from RefSeq and is a predicted model, not a curated record.
CUGGGCUGGAUUGAUGAAUCCAGAUCGCGUGUGUGUGUGUGAGUGAGAGAGAGCGAGCGAGAGAGAGAGAGAGCCUCACCACCGGGAUUUUGAGGAAUUUGCCUGUGGUGUUAAAGGGAAGGGAACAAGUAAGAGAAACUGAGAGAGAGCUCUACCUAUCGACGGAUAUAAGAGAAGUCAAGAGCAUUAGGCAUAAGCAGCCAUACCCACUCAGCCACUAUGAAACGUCUUUGAGAGAGCGCGCAUUAAAAAAAAACAAAAAACCACAAUCAGCCACUAACCAGGACUUUCCAGAGUCCAGGGAGAGGGGAGAGCGAGAGUCCUUAGCACUGAUCUCUUAGAGCAUUAAAGACUUUUUUUUUUAAAAGCGCUUGGCUUCUUCUCCUCCUUUUCAUGCGAAAGCCAUGAGUUCCUACUUUGUAAAUCCUCUUUUCUCCAAGUACAAAGGCGGCGAGUCCCUGGAACCAACUUACUACGACUGCAGAUUUCCACAAAGUGUGAGCAGAAGCCAUGCUCUCGUGUACGGUCCGGGCACCACGGCUCCCAGCUUCCAACACCCGUCACACCACGUCCAAGAGUUCUUCCACCACGGAACGUCCAGCAUUUCGAACUCGGGAUACCAGCAAAACCCUUGCGCUCUGGCGUGCCACGGCGACGCUUCCAAAUUCUAUGGAUACGAAGCCCUACCAAGGCAAUCGCUUUAUGGUGCCCAGCAAGAGGCGGCCGUGGUACAAUAUCCUGACUGUAAAUCCUCUUCCAACAGUAACUCUAGCGAGGGACAAGGGCAUUUAAAUCAAAAUUCUUCGCCCAGCCUCAUGUUCCCAUGGAUGAGACCUCACGCUCCCGGAAGGCGCAGUGGCAGGCAGACUUACAGCCGGUACCAAACCCUGGAGCUCGAGAAAGAGUUCCUCUUCAACCCCUAUUUAACACGGAAGCGGCGCAUCGAGGUCUCGCAUGCCCUGGGACUGACAGAGAGGCAGGUCAAGAUCUGGUUCCAGAACAGGAGGAUGAAAUGGAAGAAAGAAAACAACAAGGAUAAACUCCCCGGGGCCAGGGAAGAGGAGAAAGCGGAAGAGGAAGGCAACGAGGAAGAGGAGAAAGAAGAAGAGGAGAAAGAAGAAAGCAAGGACUGAUCCCCCUCUCAGCUCCUUGAAGUCCUCGUUUUAUGGCAGAUGAUAAAUCGAGAUGUUUACGACGGUCAUUCGCUUUUAUAGAGUAUAGAAUGGAGAGACUCACACACAACAGUAACUACCUGUCAAACAGUUGUAGAACCCCUUUUUUAUUGUCAUCGAACUUCCCCUAGGUUUUUUUCUUCCAUCCUCCUAUAGCAGCAAUCCCCCCCCCUUUUUUUGGCUUUCAAUAAAAUAAAUAUAGAGCUGGGUUUGACAGCAGCCCAGUCCGAACUGAGCAUUACCUAUUUGCAAAGAACUGGACCUUCCGAUCGUCACCACCAGCAAUGACCCCACCCCUUCUCCGCUCCUGGCUCUAUUCUAACUCUAAACCACAAAUGCUCUGAUGUAUUUGUUUGGAAGUGGGGGUGAUGCCUGUUUCUUCUCGACCUUGUUUGCUCCCCAAGUUUAAUCAUGUCAAGUGGGGGCCUGGAGGGAGGGUAAGAAUGAAUCAUAAUACUUUAUGCUUAGUCUUAAAAACAAAAAAACCCUAUCUACCUAUAUAUUCUUCCACAUUAAGGUCCUUUGAUUAUUUCUUUUUUUCUUUUUUAAAAAACUUUUAGCUCUCUGUACCUACUGAAGGACAAUUUGGGGGCUGGGGGGCUGGGGGGGAGAAGGAGGCUUGACAUGUGCCUGAAGACAGACCCACAUGCUUACUAGUUAUCUAUGAAUAUAUCUGUACAUACAGUCUACCUAUUCUAUUGCCCUGUUAUCUGCUAGGCAAAAGCUGCGACCCUAUUGCAUCUUCACCUGGAAGGAAAUCCCACCCCAAUCAGGGGAAAGGGGGGGGGGCUUACUUCUGAGUAAACCUGCAUAGGAGAGCUGCGACGAACGUGGACCCAUGGAACGAUUUCCUAUGGGUGUUGUUUACUUAUAGGACUUGGUGUGAGCGCUCGAAAUUCUUAACAUACUACCUAAUGGGAAACCUGCAAUAAUACUCUGUUAGCAACAAAGUGGGGGCUUACACAGACGGGAGGGAAAAAAUAAACUUCGUGGAAAUCAUUUUUUAAAAAACGAGAGGAGUGUAAUGCCCCAAUGCAAGCUACUAAGUAGCAGAAAAUAAUAAGAAUAAUAAGUAAUAAUAAAAAAUACAAAAAAAGGAACCACCCCACAUUGUAAUGUAUCUUAUCACUACCUAUAGAAGGAGUCAUGCUUUGAAAGUAUUUGUAACGCGGUUUUGUUGUCGUAUGUUGCUGCUUAUUUUUUUUCUUGGAAAAAGAGAGGUAAAUUUAAUUCCCAACAACUGAAACUGCCUAGA